Molecule: messenger RNA, 676 nt
Organism: Paramecium octaurelia
Lineage: Eukaryota; Ciliophora; Oligohymenophorea; Peniculida; Parameciidae
Source: the annotation of a GenBank genome assembly
GAAUCGAGGGAAUGCUGCAGCCUCCUGAUGAAUUUAAUAGAAUUACAUUGAACAAAGGUAAGUUACAAAGAGAUGGUGCAAUAAAGGCACUGGGUGUACCUAGUUUAGAGAAUAUCUUGAAUAGCAUUUCGAUUUAAGCAUCUCCAUAAAAGAGAAUUUCUUUCAUAACUACUUAAUAGAAUACACAACCCAAUGACCAUAUAUCUACAGACACUUGAUACUUGCAAGAUUAUAACCAAUACAAUUUACAUUAUCGCAACCCAAUAAAUUUUCAGGUGGUCUGAAGUGCAAAGUGAUGACUUCAUAAGAAUGCUUUUCACAAUUAGAAUUGAAAUUUCUACAUUGUCCGAAAUUCAUUCUGGCUAUACCGAAGUCACUUAUAAACACAUUUUGGUUUUCAUCAACAAGAAUAUUCAAAGGUUUCAAAUCUCUAUGCAUGAAACCCAAUUUGUGGAUGUUGUACACUCCAAGCAGAAGUUGCUUGAAAAUCUUUUUAUAAUCGAUUUCAUCAUUCUUUUUAAUGUGUUCAUAAAGAUUAUAAGGAUAAAAUGGUAAAACAAUAUAAACACAUCCAUUUUCAAAGAUUACUUUUUACAAAGGAACUAUGUGAUUUUGCCCCUUUAAAGAGCUGAGGGCAGCUAUUUCCCUAUAACUAAAUAUGCAACUAUUACCUGAU